GCAUUAUUUUUGAGAUUUUUUUUUCCAGUUAGACCAGUCAAAAUCAGCAUCAAAUAAUCAAAUUGCAAACAGUUAGAUCUAGUAGAAGAUAUCAUUCACAUAUACCAUAACAAUGUUUAGAAUAAGUUUAUUAAGAUCCAUACAAAGUCAAGGACGUGUGGCUGUGUCCAGAGCUCAUCCAAUUAAAUCUGUGUUUGCUAUAACUCAAACCAGUACUACUACUACUCCAACUUUUAUUCGUCAUUAUUCUGGAUUCCCAGCUUUAACAAGAGAUGUUGCUAAAGAAAGAAUUUUAGAAUUAUUAGAAGGAUAUGAAAAGACUGAUACUUCCAAAGAAAUCAAAGAAGAAUCCUCAUAUAUUCAAGAUUUAGGAUUGGAUUCUUUAGAUGUAGUUGAAGUUGUUAUGGAACUUGAACAUGAAUUUAAUAUUCAAAUACCAGAUAAUGAAGCUGAUAGUUUAAAGACUGUGGGUCAAACCAUUGAUUAUAUUCUUGCUCAAGAAGAUGCCGUUUAAGGUAGUGUAAUCAGUAAUUAUCAUAGAGUUUAAUAAUUGGACAUAUCUUUCGUUAUAUAUAUUUGUAUAAAACAUCAUCAUAACCGCAUACAUACAACCAUCAAAAAAUAUACAAAACAUUGAAUAAUAAUAAUAUGUUAUUAUGUAAUAUAAAGUAAUUGAACUGAAUAAGUAACAUACUAUCGAUAAUAUAAACAACUCUUU
This is a messenger RNA of Scheffersomyces coipomensis, 718 nucleotides long. RefSeq names its product Acp1p (gene ACP1). Gene Ontology annotation, cellular component: mitochondrion. The transcript has a single exon. Gene Ontology annotation, molecular function: acyl binding; acyl carrier activity. The record is from RefSeq and is a predicted model, not a curated record. Gene Ontology annotation, biological process: fatty acid biosynthetic process. The coding region runs from base 113 to 514 and encodes 133 amino acids. NCBI's taxonomy places the organism in Eukaryota, Fungi, Ascomycota, Pichiomycetes, Serinales, Debaryomycetaceae.